Messenger RNA from Macrosiphum euphorbiae (potato aphid), 612 nucleotides. The record is from the annotation of a GenBank genome assembly. Lineage: Eukaryota; Metazoa; Arthropoda; Insecta; Hemiptera; Aphididae.
AUGUCCAAAAAGGUAACGAUCAUCCAAAAGUAUCUGGAAAAAGGGCACACUCAAAUGGAGUGUGAUAGUGUACACAGCACUAUAGAACGCCAGUACAAAAACGUUGAUGUGUAUCUGCCUAGUCAGUUCGUAGUUCAUUCAAUAACUGCAAGGAAACUUCCUAUGCCAUACCGUGCAAAAUUGUUGAACUACAGUUUCUUUAAAAAUUACAGUCAAGACAUGAUAUACAGCUCUAUACGUCCUGGAAGAAGCUCUGGUGAUCCGACUGUAACUGAUCUACGUAUGCUACAAUAUGAACCUAAUGGUAUUAUAUAUUAUAAGCUCAAUCUCGAUGAUGAAUUAAAAGAACUACCAGGCAGGCCAAAAAAAGUGCAAUCAAUUUCUUCAUUUCCAAACCUGUACACUUCAGAAGCUAAAAUACCCCUUGACAAAUGGAAUGAUUUACAGUUUUUAAAGGGGAUGAUGUCAUCUGAUACGCACUCAUUUUAUGAUAAUAUACCUUGCGAAAAUGAAAGUAGAAAAACUUUAAAACGACAACAGCAAAAUAUUGAAAAGCAGAGGCAGGACAUUUUUUUGGAAAUUGAAGGUGCCAAGAAGAAAAAAAAGAAAUAA